GGGGAGCUCCCCAGGCAGGCGCCCCACACCUCCCUGACCACGUACCAUGGCUUUCCUCUGGCUCCUCUCCUGCUUCGCCCUCCUGGGCACAGCCUUCGGCUGCGGGGUCCCCGCCAUCCAGCCGGUGUUAAGUGGCCUGUCCAGGAUCGUCAAUGGGGAAGACGCUGUCCCGGGCUCCUGGCCCUGGCAGGUGUCCCUGCAGGACAGCACCGGCUUCCACUUCUGCGGGGGGUCCCUCAUCAGCGAGGACUGGGUGGUCACUGCUGCCCACUGCGGGGUCAGAACCACCCACCAGGUUGUAGCCGGGGAGUUCGACCAGGGCUCAGAUGCUGAGAGCAUCCAGGUGCUGAAGAUUGCCAAGGUUUUCAAGAACCCCAAGUUCAACAUGUUCACCAUCAACAACGACAUCACCCUGCUGAAGCUGGCCACACCCGCCCGCUUCUCCAAGACCGUGUCCGCAGUGUGCCUGCCCCAGGCGACCGACGACUUCCCUGCUGGGACCCUGUGUGUCACCACGGGCUGGGGCCUGACCAAACACACCAAUGCCAACACCCCCGACAAGCUACAGCAGGCGGCCCUGCCCCUCCUGUCCAACGCCGAGUGCAAGAAGUUCUGGGGCAGCAAGAUCACCGAUCUUAUGGUCUGUGCGGGUGCCAGUGGCGUCUCCUCCUGCAUGGGUGACUCUGGUGGCCCCCUGGUCUGCCAGAAGGAUGGAGCCUGGACUCUGGUGGGCAUCGUGUCCUGGGGCAGCGGUACCUGCUCCACCUCCACUCCUGGCGUGUACGCCCGUGUCACCAAGCUCAUACCCUGGGUACAGCAGAUCCUACAAGCCAACUGAGUCCCCCACCCCCACCCUGACCUCUCUGCAGACCCUGCUUCCACAGAGUCUCCAUAAAGCAAUAAAAGACACAUUGAUGAUGUCUCCUGUGUUGGGGCCGCUGAGACCGCA
Molecule: messenger RNA, 949 nt
Organism: Canis lupus familiaris (dog)
Lineage: Eukaryota; Metazoa; Chordata; Mammalia; Carnivora; Canidae
Product: chymostrypsinogen B1-like
Biological process (GO): proteolysis
Molecular function (GO): serine-type endopeptidase activity
Source: RefSeq, marked validated